AUGGCCAACCCACCCCACGGAGGUGUCCUCAAGGACCUUCUCGCCCGCGAUGCUCCUCGCCAUGACCAGCUCGUCGCCGAGGCCGAGAAGCUGCCCGCUAUCACCCUGACGGAGCGCCAGCUCUGCGAUCUGGAGCUGAUCAUGAACGGAGGCUUCAGUCCUCUUGAGGGUUUCAUGACCGAGAAGGAUUACGAUGGAGUUGUCGAGAAGGAACGUCUUGCGGAUGGCAACGUCUUCUCCAUGCCCAUCACCCUGGAUGUUUCCAAGCAGGUGAUCAACGACGCUGGCUUGAAGCCCGGCGCUCGCGUUACCCUGCGCGACUUCCGUGACGACCGCAACCUGGCCAUCCUGACGGUCGAGGAUAUCUACCAGCCCGAUAAGGCCAAGGAAGCGAAGCUUGUCUUCGGCGGUGAUGAGGAGCAUCCCGCUAUCAAGUACCUGUACACCAAGGUCCAGGAGUACUACAUCGGAGGAAAGAUCGAUGCCGUCAACAAGCUGGACCACUACGACUAUGUCGGUCUGCGAUUCACUCCCGCAGAGCUGCGCACGCACUUCGACAAGCUCGGCUGGUCCCGAGUUGUCGCGUUCCAGACCCGUAACCCCAUGCACCGCGCUCACCGUGAGCUGACCGUCCGUGCUGCUCGUGCCCGCCAGGCCAACGUCCUGAUCCACCCCGUCGUCGGUCUGACGAAGCCCGGUGAUAUCGACCACUUCACCCGUGUCCGCGUCUACCAGGCGCUGCUCCCCCGCUACCCCAAUGGAAUGGCCGCGCUCGCCCUCCUGCCCCUGGCCAUGCGUAUGGGAGGUCCCCGUGAGGCCAUCUGGCACGCCAUUAUCCGGAAGAACCACGGUGCCACUCACUUCAUUGUUGGCCGUGACCACGCCGGUCCCGGUAAGAACUCCAAGGGUCAAGAGUUCUACGGCCCGUACGACGCCCAGCACGCGGUUGAGAAGUACCGCGACGAGCUGGGCAUUGAGGUCGUCGAGUUCCAGCAGGUCACCUACCUGCCCGACACCGACGAGUACAGACCCGUCGAUGAGGUCCCCAAGGGUGUCAAGACCCUCGAUAUCUCCGGUACUGAGCUGCGGAGACGCCUGCGUACCGGUGGCCACAUUCCCGAGUGGUUCUCCUACCCCGAGGUCGUCAAGGUCCUCCGCGAGUCCAACCCUCCCCGCGCCAACCAGGGUUUCACUGUCUUCCUGACCGGUUACCACUCCUCCGGCAAGGACGCCAUUGCCCGUGCCCUGCAGGUGACCCUCAACCAGCAGGGUGGCCGCUCCGUGUCUCUCCUGCUCGGUGACACCGUCCGCUCCGAGCUCUCCUCCGAGCUGGGCUUCUCCCGGGAGGACCGCCACAAGAACAUCCAGCGCAUUGCUUUCGUCGCCGCCGAGCUCACCAAGGCCGGUGCUGCCGUCAUUGCCGCUCCCAUUGCUCCCUACGAGCACUCGCGCCAGGCCGCCCGUGAGACCAUCUCUCAGGUCGGAUCUUUCUUCCUCGUUCACGUCGCUACUCCUCUCGAGUACUGCGAGCGCAACGACAAGCGCGGUGUCUACGCCAAGGCUCGUCGCGGCGAGAUCAAGGGCUUCACCGGUGUCGACGACCCCUAUGAGGCUCCUGCCAAGGCUGACCUCGUCGUGGACGUCGAGAAGCAGAGCGUCCGCAGCAUUGUCCACGAGAUCGUUUUGAUCCUGGAGGCGGAGGGCUUCCUGGACCCCAAGCCAUAA
Molecule: messenger RNA, 1725 nt
Organism: Paecilomyces variotii
Lineage: Eukaryota; Fungi; Ascomycota; Eurotiomycetes; Eurotiales; Thermoascaceae
Product: sulfate adenylyltransferase
Exons: 6
Coding region: 1-1725 (574 amino acids)
Biological process (GO): sulfur amino acid metabolic process
Cellular component (GO): cytoplasm
Molecular function (GO): adenylylsulfate kinase activity; ATP binding; sulfate adenylyltransferase (ATP) activity
Source: RefSeq, a predicted model, not a curated record